This is a messenger RNA of Fusarium keratoplasticum, 1260 nucleotides long. Its product is annotated as RelA-SpoT domain-containing protein. The coding region runs from base 1 to 1260 and encodes 419 amino acids. Gene Ontology annotation, biological process: guanosine tetraphosphate metabolic process. The transcript has a single exon. The record is from RefSeq and is a predicted model, not a curated record. Lineage: Eukaryota; Fungi; Ascomycota; Sordariomycetes; Hypocreales; Nectriaceae.
AUGGCUCGAAAGUUGCUCACCGACUUUGUCGACAACUACGACCAUGGCUUCUACACCCAAGUAGCCGAGAUUGCUGAAGAGCGUUGCCGCAAAGUUCUCACCGAAGGUGGUAUCCCCGCCAUCAUCACUUCUCGCGCCAAGCGUCCUGACCGGCUCCUCGAAAAGCUCAAGGGCCGCGACAAAGAGAAGAACUACCAGACGCAAGAAGACAUCAAAAAAGAUCUCGUUGAUCUCGCUGGUGUCCGUAUCGCCCUGUACUUUCCCAGCCAGCGGCGGGAGGUCGAGCUAUUGAUGCUCAAGGUGUUCGCGAAUGUCGAUGUCAAGAGAUUGGCAGGGCAUACGUGUGACUCGACUUUGACGGAGGAGGAUGGCAAGUACCGGAAUGAGUUUGCGGGAUACAGAGCGACGCAUCUCCGCCUCGAACUUGGGACUGACCGAUUGCCCGAGGACCAGUUGAAGUACGCCGGGUCCAAGAUCGAGAUCCAAGUUGCCUCGCUGCUCAUGCAUGCUUGGUCCGAAGUGGAGCACGACCUCGCAUACAAGACCCUCAACGGCGCGCUCUCUGUUGAAGAGGUCCGUAUGCUGGACGGUAUCAACGGACUGAUGAGAACUGGCGAGGUCAUGCUUGGCCAGCUCAAGGCGUCCAUGGAGACACGCAUUGCGAACCAGAUAAGGCCGUUUGGAACCCAUUUCGAGGUCGGCACUUUCUUGCAGCAGUAUGCUCCCCACGACCGUGCCAACGAAGAUUACCGCGUGGGGUCGCUGUCAUGGUUGCUCUACGUGCUCCAGCAGCUCAAGAUCGACAAUCCUCGUGCUCUUGGGGCGGUUCUUGACAGCUGGAAGAGUGAUCCGACGAACCUGACCAAGUACCCUCUUGUGCAUUCUGUUGUCGGUUACCUUUUCGAGACCAAUGAACAAGUCGAGGAUCCUUUCUCGUCGCCCUACUCUCUCCAAGCCCUGGAUGAAGGGUUCAAGGGCACAGAGACGAAGAAGCUGUCGGUAUUGUGUCGCAUUCUGGCGUAUGCCUGUGAGCCCGACACACUUGGCAACGUGUCACUCCAAGGACGCGAUGAUCAGCUUCGGAAGGCGGGUGUUCUGACUGCUGGGGGAGAGCCAAAUGUUUCUGAGAACGACGUGACACAGGUCAAGAAAGCAGUGCUGGAUCUGUGGAGUUGGUUUGCGACGAAUGAGUCCAAGGAAGCCCGGCUGGCAUUGGGCAUUGGCCGUUCGAGGGGAGGCAAGCGUGCUUGGAGAAAGUGA